Drosophila navojoa is the source of this 713-nucleotide messenger RNA. RefSeq names its product rhomboid-5 (gene rho-5). Lineage: Eukaryota; Metazoa; Arthropoda; Insecta; Diptera; Drosophilidae. Gene Ontology annotation, molecular function: serine-type endopeptidase activity. Gene Ontology annotation, biological process: regulation of epidermal growth factor receptor signaling pathway; regulation of protein secretion. The record is from RefSeq and is a predicted model, not a curated record. Gene Ontology annotation, cellular component: endoplasmic reticulum membrane.
AGGUAGGACCCGCAGCAUCUCUUUGUGGUGUACUAUCGUCGUUGGUUGCACUCCUCUUAUGGAUGCACUGGAAGCAUGUGCAAAAGCCAUACAUGUCAUUAUUUAAGAUGUUGCUUUUGACAACAGUUCUUUUCGGAAUUGGUACACUGCCGUAUCAACUAAAUUUUGCUGGACUUCUGGUUGGGUUUGCAUGUGGUACAUUUUUAACAAUAGCGCUGGUACCAUUUGCGUCUUUCACCAAAUACGGACGCAGAAAAAAGAUAAAUCUUAUUUGGGCAUGCCUGCUGUUUCAUUUCUUUUUGUAUUUGUCGCUAGUGACAACUUUUUACAUUUACCCCAGCGAAUUUAACACGUUUAACUUUGUGGAUGAUAUCUUCGAUAGUAAUAAUGGCAACAAAUACAUUAAUCCCACAAACAGUAAUAUGGGUCAGCACCAUGGCGAGCACAUCUAUGCAGACACUGACGCGCGACGUCCAAAGGAUGUUGAUCUCUGGCAAGAGGGGCUUUAUCAUUCAUUUCGCUAUAUUUCCAACUAUAGCGAUCGCAUUUAUAACAAAAUUCAACCGAAUCUACUGUCGGAGACAAAUCUAUUAAGCCACAAGACACAAGACUCACUAGUCCCAUCUUCGAACCGAAAGAAAAGCAAUUCUCGAAGUACAAAGGAGGCGUUAGAGCUUAAUACCAAUACCAAAAAUUACUUCAUGAAAUAUUAA